CAAAUCUCCCGUCCUUUUCGCACAUCUGCACAUCGAUAUAUCGAUCGGCCGCCUUCUCGCUUACACACUGUCAGUCCAGCCGUGACAGUCGCAGCUAUACGCUGAGUAGUCAAAGCAUUUUAUUUGUUUACAUGAGUUUGUGAUAAAUUAUUUUAUUGUGUAUCAAUUUGCUGUAUAAAUAUCGGAUAUUUGUUUGAUUACCUCAACGCACCAAAUACCAAAAUGUUUAGAAAACCGCACAACCCACGAGCUAGAAGGCGGCUCUUCGAAGCUGACGACCUCACCGAGGCAAGGAUCGACAACUUCGUGAACGUCCUCAAGGAGUCCGCAAAAAGAGAUCUGGUCGAGAAAUCACGUAAAUGGAACUUUGAUUUCGCAAACGAAGUACCUCUAGAGGGUACUUACGAAUGGUUCUCUUGCACUAACACCGAUACAGCCGAGUGGGUGGGGGUGAAAUCUGAAAAGGCCUGUGAUAAAAAUGAAGAUUCCUGCCUCCCUAUAAAGGCGGAGAAUGAAAUUACACCAAGAUGUAGAGAUGACGACGCACUCCCGAUUUUAAGGAAGCGCAGAAGGAAUGCUGAAGUCGUUACGGAUAAGGCGGUUAGACGUAAAAUUAGUUUUGAGUAAAGUUACGUUUACCACUUCAGAGUUCCUAGCGAGGGAUUUCUUAUCGACGUUUACUCAAUCGAUCGUUUGAAAGUUACUAACUUCUAUCUGUAUGGAAGAAAAGAGCGCUAAACAGUUUUGUCACUUGAUGGCAUUCUUAAGAUUCCAUAUAAAUCGUAGUUUCACGCGAUCAAAUAAGUAAACUUAGUAGAAGUUCUCACACUAGGCACUCACGGUUGCACUGUUUUUACAAAUUAACUCCAAUAUGAAGAAAACACUCACUCCGCUAGUAGUAAAUGGCAUUCCGACGGAAUAGAUAUGCAGUGUUUUGUCUCACUUUUUGACACAGAGGCAGUAUCAGCCUUGUUAAAGAUUAGUUGCACCGGUUUUUUUUUAACUAGCGCCAAUCUGAUGAAAGAUAAAAACACUCCCUUUAUUAUUAAAUGGCAUACCGACGGAAUAGAAAUGCAGUGUUUUGUCUCACUUUUUGACGCAGUGGCAGUAUCAGCCUUGUUAAAGAUUAGUUGCACCGGUUUUUUUUAAUUAGCGACAAUAUGAUGAAAGAUGAAAACACUGCCUUUAUAAGUAAAUGGCAUACCGACGGAAUAGAUAUGCAGUGUUUUGUCUCACUUUUUGACGCAGUGGCAGUAUCAGCCUUGUUAAAGAUUAGAAAAAGACUACUAGGCUGAUCAUCGGCCUUUCUACCAUCGUUUAAAACAGUAGCAUCUUAAAAUGAGUGUUUUUAUAUCUGACGUCCUAAAAAAAACAUUAAUCCGAAACAAAACGUCAAAAUUAUUAUGAUAAAACCUACUGAUUUAAGCGAAAGGAAUAAGGGGUUUGUAUAAUCACGAUUGAGUUGAAAUUUGAUAAAGUAAUGAUCAAUUAAAUCCGAAAAUUAUAAAAAAAAAUUGAAUUUUAUAUGUGCCUGGUUUUGAACAUUCUAGUUUUUUAGAAGUAGGUAUUUUUAGUAAGAACUUUAAAUUUAUUUAU
This is a messenger RNA of Pararge aegeria (speckled wood butterfly), 1596 nucleotides long. RefSeq lists its product as uncharacterized. The record is from RefSeq and is a predicted model, not a curated record. NCBI's taxonomy places the organism in Eukaryota, Metazoa, Arthropoda, Insecta, Lepidoptera, Nymphalidae. Bases 223 to 627 code for a protein of 134 amino acids. Gene Ontology annotation, cellular component: nucleus. Gene Ontology annotation, molecular function: cyclin-dependent protein serine/threonine kinase inhibitor activity. Gene Ontology annotation, biological process: regulation of cell cycle. The transcript is spliced from 2 exons.